AUGGGUGUGUGGUACAUUGUGUUACUUUCCGUGAUAAUUCGAGUGGCGGCUACAGAUCAUCCCCCAAACAAUCCACCAUUCGCUUUGGAUGAGGCUAAUGUUGCGGCCGAAACACGAAUACUGGAGCGAUUGUCGCAUUUGUUACAAAGCUUGAGUGACAAAAUACAAAUGUUGGACGAUCGAGUUGACAGUUUAUUACUUGCGCAAAAUGACACUAACAAAUCGUUGGGAAAAGUUUCGGAACAAUUAGAAAGCUUCCAAACAUCGACUAAACAAGAAAUGAUCAAUCUAAAACACAAGUUCGGACGAUUCCCGGAAGACACAGGAGUGUACUUCAUGCAACCGGAUAUGUCCAAGAAUAUAUCGUUUGAAGUAGCUCGUGACUGGACAAAUAAUCACGGAUUUGGUGACGAAUGGAUCAUUUUCCAGCGACGGUUCAACGGUUCGGUCAAUUUCUAUCGUAACUGGUCCGAGUACAAGCAAGGAUUCGGUGAUCUACGCGGUGAACACUGGUUAGGGUUGGAAAAGCUGCACGCGAUCGUGAAAACCCGUCGUCACGAGCUGCUCAUCGUGUUGGAAGACUUCGACGGUGUGAUUGCGUAUUCCCAUUACGAUGACUUUAAGAUCGGAGAUGAAAGUGAGAAAUACAUCAUAAAAUCGGUCGGCAAAUACACCGGUACAGCGGGUGAUUCGUUCACUCAUCACAAGGACGAAUUAUUUUCAACAUACGAUCAGGACAAUGAUAAUGAUACUUAUUUUAACUGUGCUAAGUCGUUUGCUGGCGGAUGGUGGUUUUACAACUGUUAUCAUAGCCAUUUAAACGGAGAGUAUUUAAAUGCAAAUAACACGCUUGUAGCUGGUACCACUUGGAAUUUGUUUCGGGGAAAAACAAACUCUCUGAAGAGCACCAAAAUGAUGGUUCGACCUGCUGAGUAA
Molecule: messenger RNA, 936 nt
Organism: Anopheles moucheti
Lineage: Eukaryota; Metazoa; Arthropoda; Insecta; Diptera; Culicidae
Product: microfibril-associated glycoprotein 4-like
Exons: 2
Coding region: 1-936 (311 amino acids)
Source: RefSeq, a predicted model, not a curated record